UCUUUCCGACGUGAACACUCGGUUCUGGGUCUCGAAGUCAAGAGCACACGGUUCUUGGCUGGGCCAUCUCGCGCCGUUGCGCUGCGCUGGUCUGGUCCACUCGCUCGAUCGGCCCAAGUGGGUUAUGGAGGCCAAUAGUGCGGAUUGUCAGGCAGCAUCCAUCGAACUCGUUCCCCGAGCUCGUUCAUGGAAGUUGAGGAAGCGCAGUCCUUCAAUUUAGAGGCUGUGAAAGUCAACAAAAAUCUAUCGUCGAUCGUGCUCCCGAAAGAGGUCCGCCGCAUUCAUAAGGAUAUUUUCUGCUCUUCCAUCGCUGAAUCGGUGGAGGUCGAAUCCCAAGGACAGAGCCCCUGUUGUUGCUCGCUGUCUCAUAGCCCUGUUGGCUCUCCGUUGACUUUCGAGCACAUUCGUCCCCGAGAGGUGACGAGCUUCGUACUAUGAAAAGAUAGGAUUAAACUGGACUUCCUGAUUUGAUGUUGGGGAGCUUUGAAAGCUGCAGCUUGACGAGUAUCGCUGGCUGACUUGAGCUGAUUCAGGCAACUUUCUAGACUUGUGCAUUUGGACUCAUCAGUCGUGAGGCGGACGAGUUCGGUACUGAUUCCUGCCAAUUGACUGUUAAAUUCUACAAUUCAAUACAGCUAAUUGGACUGUGGAAUUCUGAGCCAUGGAAUUUCUGGCUUCGAAAUCAAGCGUGUAUCUGGCCAUAAUUCUGCUCUUCUACCAAGCGCUGGGCAGAGUGGUGGCAGACAUGGACUUGACGGACGACUUUUUCAUACCUCCAGACCAAAACACGACGAGCUUGAAUGGCAAGUAUUUCACAUACACCGGGUUGAGGGGAUUCAAAGGCCAAGCCAAUACUUUUGCCUCGAGGAAAGCGACUGUCAAAGAGUUUCCUGCUCUCACUUCUCUUGGAGUCUCUGUCAUGUUGCUUGAAUUCCAGCCUCAAGCCGUGAAUCCUCCGCACACGCAUCCCAGGGCCUCCGAGCUGAUGUACAUGCUGGACGGCAUUCUCGACGUUGCAUUCGUCGACAGCACCGGGAAGCUUUACUCGGAGACAGUUCGGCAAGGCGACCUGUUCGUGUUUCCAAGAGGAAUGGUGCAUCACCAAUUCAACAAUGGCACCAAAGUUGCCAAGGCUGUGUCCUCAUUCGGCCACCCCAAUCCCGGCACCAUAAACCUGCCCAUCACUCUCUUCGGCACCCAAAUACCGAAUGGAGUUCUGAAGAAGAGCUUCAAAGUGGACGACCAAGUGAUCGCCCUUCUUCGAUCUCCCUACGUCAAACUCAUUACCAAUUAGAUCUCUCCACGCUCCGUCAACAAUCGUAUCCAUCUCUGGAGACGUCAAGAUGGACUUUAUGUAAAAGAUUUGAACAGACUGCUCACAUCUCAGAUGCUAUGUCGACUAGAUUUCACCAAUCCAUUGACAGUUGCAAAUAAAUUAUCACUCCUAGUGUCCGUGUCGAUCUCAACACGUUCAUCUCCUCAUGCCAGAAAAUUUUUCAGGAAAAAAUCGGAGUGUUCACAAAACAAUUUUGACAAAUAAUUUUUAUGUCUAUCUGAUACAGAUAUGGAUAGGAAACAGGAAAACUGUGAUGGCGUGCGAGUGGGUGUAGAUAAAUUCUAUUUGACGUGCGAGUGGAACUCCCACAUUUUAGACAGGUCAACAGGACAGUGCCUUUUAAUCUUUAAGCAGACAAGAAGCUGAGCUGAAUUCAGGGAACUCAGCUCCUCUUGAUUACGGGUCAUGAUGAUGACUUCAUGGCCUGGAGGCAGUUUAUGUAUCGGGGGAGUUUUACUCUACGAGGUGAUUCUACAAUUGAGCUCGAUAUGAUGCAUUGCUUUGGGACGUGGCCGAAUUUCCCAAAAUUCGUUCGAAGACACAAUGCGAGCAAAAAUUCAAAUCAUUAA
Marchantia polymorpha subsp. ruderalis is the source of this 1905-nucleotide messenger RNA. NCBI's taxonomy places the organism in Eukaryota, Viridiplantae, Streptophyta, Marchantiopsida, Marchantiales, Marchantiaceae. The record is from the annotation of a GenBank genome assembly.